Molecule: messenger RNA, 837 nt
Organism: Ilex paraguariensis (yerba mate)
Lineage: Eukaryota; Viridiplantae; Streptophyta; Magnoliopsida; Aquifoliales; Aquifoliaceae
Source: the annotation of a GenBank genome assembly
AUGACCCCUAGUCUCCUCUUAACUCAAGGUUUAAAAAAGGUUCUGAGAGUUGAGGAUAAACAAUCUUUGGGGAGAGAGAUUUUUGAGCUUCUUGCAAGAGUUCAAAAUUCGGAGGAUACUCCUGCUGUCGUUGGGAGUCCCCAAACUGUGGAUCUUUCCUUAGGAAUCUCUAAAGAAUCUAGAAUUCUCCCAUCUUUGCUCCCACCAACUUCUGAGGGGCUCGACUCGUCUCAUCCAAAAGUGGAAGAAAAUGGUUCCCUUCUCAGGAAUUCUGUAUUGGCUACUACCACGAUGUUGAGCAUCUUGCCCAAAUUCGACAUUGCGAAAUCAGCUAACCUUAGUGCCAAUGAUAAGGCAGCCAAUGCCCACUACCGCAUCCUUUUCCUAAGGGAUGACAACGAUGCUUCUUUGUUUCAGAGAAUGACUAGGAAUUUGGCGGGGCAGUUAUUGACACUCUUUGAGUUCCCCAUUUCUAGGGACACCCUUCGAAUAGGGGAGGUCACAAAGAAGUGUUCUACCAAGGUCACAAGGGUCUCCAAUCUCUACCAAUUUGAAGCAUUGCCCUUCAGAGUGCUGGUUACAACCCAUAACUUUUUCAAAUUCGAGCUUGGCCUCGCCCCUACUAGUACUCCUGUUACCGCUUUUUCCCCAAUUACUGAGGACUUUGUAGGAGCCUCCAACCGCUGGAGUAGAGGAGGAGAUGAAGAUCUGCAGUUGGAGCUAGUCGUCAAGAAGGGACAGCUCUUUCGCUCUGAGGUCGAAAAGGACUACCUUGCCAAGGAGAAUAUACUGCUGAAGAAGCAGCUUAAGGAACUGAAGAAGGAAUUUAGGCCUUGA